Fusarium keratoplasticum is the source of this 2928-nucleotide messenger RNA. Its product is annotated as Phosphatidylethanolamine N-methyltransferase. Gene Ontology annotation, biological process: phosphatidylcholine biosynthetic process. NCBI's taxonomy places the organism in Eukaryota, Fungi, Ascomycota, Sordariomycetes, Hypocreales, Nectriaceae. The record is from RefSeq and is a predicted model, not a curated record. The transcript is spliced from 3 exons. Gene Ontology annotation, molecular function: phosphatidylethanolamine N-methyltransferase activity. The coding region runs from base 1 to 2928 and encodes 975 amino acids.
AUGAGUACUGCCGCCGAUCUGCCCUCCACCGGCCCUGGGCUUCGGCUUCGGCAGCCUGGGGUCGAGUCGUUGGCCGAUCAAGACAAGCUCCCCUCACAACCAGGGCACAGUCGCGAGUCGUCAGAUGCCAAUGCCGAUGCCAAUGUGUCAUCCGACAAGGCAAGCAAGACGUAUGGACGAACCCCGGACGGCACAGUCUUCAUUGUCCCCACCACUCAUGACAUGGUUUCUCAACUUCUUGAUCCUCGACAGCCAAAGAACUUUUCUGAUGCAAUUGUCUUGACUAUUCUUGGUCUUCACAUCUUGGCUGCCUAUUUCCUUCCCUCUGCCUGGAAGCGCAUUGUCUUUGCUUUUGUCUUUCUCUUUUGGCGAGCCUCCUACAACAUCGGAAUUGGCGUUCUCCUUCAGAUUCAGUCAAACCAUCGCCGUCUCGUCACCUGGGCUCGUCGCUGGAAGCUCUUUGAGAACCCAGCAACCGGCAAGAACCCCCGACCAUGGCUCUACAACCUGCUCAAGCACGAGCUCGAGGCAAAGAUUGAGGAAGAUUACGAGUUCGAAAAGGCCCCCAUUGAGUACAACACAUGGCUGGUCUUCCGGAGGGUAGUUGACUUGAUCCUCAUGUGUGAUUUCGUGUCCUACUGCCUCUUUGCAAUCGUCUGUGGUCACAGCCCCGAGGGUGAGAACCCUCUGAUCGGCUUCUCUCGAUGGGCCAUUGGCAUCUCUCUCAUCGGCUUCAACCUCUGGGUCAAGCUGGAUGCUCACCGCGUCGUCAAGGAUUUUGCCUGGUACUGGGGAGAUUUCUUCUACCUCAUCGACCAGGACUUGACCUUUGACGGUGUCUUUGAGAUGGCUCCCCACCCCAUGUACUCGAUCGGCUAUGCGGGUUACUAUGGCAUCUCCAUGAUGGCCGCCAGCUACGAGGUGCUCUUCAUCUCCAUCCUCGCUCAUUUGGCCCAGUUCGCCUUCCUCGUGAUUGUUGAGAACCCUCACAUUGAGAAGACCUACAACCCUCCGCCCCCUCGCAAGCGAACUGCCUCUGAGAGCCAAGGUGAUGUUGUGCCUGCCGAUAUCAAGUCGCUUGAAGGCGCAUUCGACCAGCAGACUCUUGCUCCUACACAGAAGGAAUCGCCCGCUCCGGUCCACAACCUCGUUGGCUUGAACAACAUUGACCUGUUCCGAGUCCCUGACUUUACCGUCAUUGUUCUGCCAUCCUAUGUAGCUGUCCUCACCUUUGUGACGCCCUCAACUCCCGUCUGGCAAGCCAUCUUUGUCCUCCACGCACUGGCGUGGCGCGUUUGGUAUCAUCUCGGCCUCGGCCUCAUCCUGGAUAAGCAGUCAAAGACCAAGAUGUGGACGCGUCACUUCCUCAAGUUCGGCGAGAGUGCUGGCGAGGCAUGGCGUCAGUGGAAGGGCCUUCACCACAUCAGUAUGAUCAUGUGCAACACCGCCUUCAUUGCUGCGUGUUGGAAGAUGUACUCCCCCCCUGAGGACUGGGCCUACGGCUUGGUGAUGCUCAAGCACGUUCUCGGUGCCGGACUGGUGGCCCUCCAGCUGUGGACUGCCUUUAGCGUCUAUGACUCCCUUGGCGAGUUCGGAUGGUUCUGCGGUGACUUCUUCUUUGACCAGCAGGCUAAGCUGACCUACAAGUCCAUCUACCGAUUCCUCAACAACCCUGACCGAUUCUUUGGAACUGCUGGUGUCUGGGGCGCUGCGCUCAUCACCUGGAGCCGAUCCAUCUUCCUCAUGGCCCUGGUGACCCAGAUCCUGACCGUCUUCUACAUCUCGUAUAUCGAGCGACCGCACAUGCAAAAGAUCUACGGCCGGAGCCUUCGCAGAGAGGCGGGACUUACCAAGUUCAUCAAGCGCUCGCUUCCCCCACCCGUCAAGGGAUGGCAGGAGAGCGUCGACAAGGUGCUGGACGAUACUACUCAAUUUGUCGAAGACUUCCUCGAUACUGCUCGACCCAAGUUUGCGGCUGGUGUCAAGACUAUUGUCAGGGACACUUCAGCGCUGUUCAACAUGGCUCCCGCCCGACUCACCAUCACACGAAUCGCUCCCGACUUGCAAGGCCACGAUCCCAAGCUGUAUUCGCUCUCAGUGCAGGGCACGCCCUCGAUGAGUGCCUCUAUUGACGAGAAGUUCACUGGAAAGGAGAGUUUGACCGGCAGAUUCCCCAAGCAAGUCAAGACUAUGAGCUACGAGUACGGCGCGCCUCUUCGAGUCAAGUGGAGGGCGCCCGCGGGCCACAGCAAGAAGGACUGGAUCGGCCUUUACAUGGUCACGGACAACCGUUCUAGGGAAACGACUGAGGUGCCAUCUUUGGGACGCUGGGCACCCACAAAUGCUGGCGUUUAUGACUCGUUGACGGCCGACGUUAGCAUUGCUGUGGAAGAGCAUCCUGUUUCGACAACCGAGGCGACCGAGACCAACAUGGUGGAAGGCGAGGUUGAAUUCCGAGGAGACAAGCUGUGGUGGACACAAGGUGUUUUCGAAUUCCGAUACCACCAUGAUGGGCACCACACUGCUCUCAGCAUUUCUGAGCCCUUCGAGAUCCGUAUCAGCAAAUUUGACGAGGAAGACGUUGAUGUCGGUGCCAAGGGACUGUACGAGCAGGCAGUCGAGUCAGCUCUUCUACCCGUCGUUCAGAACUGCCUGGACCGCGAUCCUGAUAUUGCGCCUAACCAGCCUGAGGAACCAUUUGGUGGCCACGUUGAGCGAGACACCAAGUACGCCAAGAGAAUUGUUUAUGCGAUCCGAGAAAUGUUUGGCAUCGAGUUUGCACCACCUGUCGUGGCUGCGGACGGAAGUGUGAGGAAACUUGCAUGGAGAGUCUGCAACGCAAAGGAAGUUUUGGCACCUUACAGCAUGUCCCGCUCAAGAGGAACCACUACGCCUGCAAUCCAAGAUUUCCCUGCCGAGAAGGCCUGA